AUGUUGGAUAUAAGUCCAACACUAUUGACACGUGAUUUUAUCGGUCUAUGUAUUGGUAUUCUUUCUGUUGUGCUUGUCGUUCUUGUCGUAGCUAUAUGCAAAUGGUCUCACUGUUUAUGUUUAAAACGUCAUAAUGAUAAUGAUGAUCAAAAUGAAGUAUUAUCAUCUAUUAUACAACAAAAUACAUCAACAUCAGAUUCAAACUUACGCCGUUAUUAUCAAAAUGAUCCUUAUCAUGUUCAUCCAUCCCAACCCCAACCCCAACAACAAUGGUCAUCAUUUUAUCAUAAUCAUCCUAGUAAUGUUCAUCAACAUAUAAGUAAUGCUAGAGAUGAUUUUAUCUCACCAUUACAAUCGGGUAAUAAUAGAUAUCGUUUAAAUGAUAUUAAAGUACCUCGUGUUACAAUAACAACAUUACCAAUACAACCUUCUCAACAACGUGUUCCAUGUCUUUCGAUGAGUCCACAAAUAUCCGGCUCAUCGAUUACACGCAGUACAAAUUCGCUUAGAUAG
This is a messenger RNA of Rotaria sordida, 513 nucleotides long. NCBI's taxonomy places the organism in Eukaryota, Metazoa, Rotifera, Eurotatoria, Philodinida, Philodinidae. The record is from the annotation of a GenBank genome assembly.